Molecule: messenger RNA, 942 nt
Organism: Folsomia candida
Lineage: Eukaryota; Metazoa; Arthropoda; Collembola; Entomobryomorpha; Isotomidae
Product: myoneurin-like
Exons: 3
Coding region: 1-942 (313 amino acids)
Source: RefSeq, a predicted model, not a curated record
AUGGUAAUUCGCCAUGAAAAAGGAGAAAAGAAGUUCCCUUGUGUCAAAUGCGGCAAGAGUUUCUGUCUCGAGGAGAAUUUUGAGAGACAUGUAAAACUGCAUGACCUUGAAGAGGUCAAACCGCUAGUUUGCGACAUGUGCGAUGACCGAUUUGAAGACGAGGAGCGUUUACAGAAACACUUAACGACACAAACGCAUGUUAACCAGUUCAAGUGUCACCUUUGUGUGAUAACGUGUCGCAGCAAGGUGCACUUGGAGAGACACCUUCGUAACCACACUCAUCCUAAGGAAAAAACGGAGAGUUGUACCCACUGUGACAAAAAGUAUCGCGACAAGAUUACUUUGGUGCGUCACAUUGCACGCGUCCAUUCAGACGGUCCUGCCCCGCAUAUUUGUCACAUUUGCGGGAAAGGAUUUCAUGUUCCUGCCGAUCUUAAGGUCCACGUGGAUCGGCACGAGGGCAAAUCACUAGCAAAAUGCGACACAUGUGGCGAAACGUUUGCAUCAUCGGGUAGCUUACAAUCCCACCUGUCAGAAGUUAAAUUAAUCCCCGAAUUGGUUUAUCUACAGCUUUGUGACGUCCGUUUUCUCCGGCCAGGGAAACUCAAGGAUCACAUGCGAUCUCACUCGAAAGAGCGACCGUUCCGUUGCCUCCAGUGUGAAAAAGGCUUCAAGUCCAAGAAAAAUUUGGAUACACAUGUGACCCGUGUCCACACUGAAGGCUACGUCGUCCCCACCCCCCACAAAUGUCCCCACUGUGAUAAAGGAUUUCAGUACCCUUUUAUCCUGGAGGGUCACAUCCGCCAGGUACACAUGGGAGAGCGGCCCUUCGUUUGCGACCAGUGCGGAAAACGGUUCGCCCUCAAGAUUGUAGGAGAGAAUACGUGGAAUUUGGUAGUUGUAAAAGAGAGUGAUAGAUGUGAAGAAGGGCGGUUAGCCUAG